AUGGCCAUCUACGCGGGGAGCGGCGCUGCGGCCCUCCCGCUGUCGCGGGCGGAGCAGCUCCUGCAGGGCCUGGUCGACGCGCCCGCCGCGCGCGGCCGCCGGGCUCAGGUGCCCGUCGCGCGCUUCCUUGCCCUGCUCGCGGGCGGCAGCGCUCCUGCCGCAGCCGCUCGCCCGGCCAGCUCGGCCGCCGCCGCCGCCGCGGGGCCGACGUUGGGCGGCCCGGACCUGGACCGGCCCGAAUGGCGGGCCGCUUCCCACAAGGAACGCGAGCGCGCGCUGCAGAAGCGCUCGGGGCCCGCGGACAGGCUGCGCAGGAUGGUGCUGGCGCAGCGUGCGGACUCGCUGGGGGAGGAGGAACAGCGGCUUCUCCUGCAGCUGCGGGAGACGCUCUUCGAGCGGCGCUCCAACAUGGCGCGCAUGUUCAGGAGUGUUGACCUGAACAACGACGGGGCGGUCACUUUAGAGGAGUUCCUGCACGCCCUCGAGGGCUCCGGCGUGGCGACUGGUCAUGAGCUGGAUCGCGCCCACAAUUUCGUCACGGAGGAGGAGGCGGCGCGCAUGAUGGCGUUCUUCGACCGAGACGGCCAGGGGCUGCUCCGCUACAACGAGUUCAUCCGCCUGCUGCAAGGGAACCUGGAGCGGCCCCCGCCGGGCGGCUGGCGCCCCUCGCGGCAGGCCUUCGCGGAGACGUAG
Molecule: messenger RNA, 693 nt
Organism: Prorocentrum cordatum
Lineage: Eukaryota; Dinophyceae; Prorocentrales; Prorocentraceae
Source: the annotation of a GenBank genome assembly